Rotaria socialis is the source of this 3372-nucleotide messenger RNA. The record is from the annotation of a GenBank genome assembly. NCBI's taxonomy places the organism in Eukaryota, Metazoa, Rotifera, Eurotatoria, Philodinida, Philodinidae.
AUGUUCGGCACAUUUACAUAUCAAGAGCGACAUGCUUUACUGCUGCGAUCCCAAUUGGAAACAUUGGAAGAAAAUUUUAAGGAACUACCAACUAGAAAAUGCUUGAAUAUUAUUCGUGGCUUGACAUCCCGUUCAUUUAAAUUUCAAAAUGAAGACGAAAUGAAUACCAUAUCAGGAUUAUUUAAUCAUUUACCAGUAUGGAUUCAAAAACGAUUAGAAGUUAAUAAUGAAAUAGAGCCAUCGGCUUAUAAAUCUUCUGAUUUAAUGGAAAUAUCAUUUGGAUACUUAUUAUCAACACAAGCGUAUCGUUGGCGAACGAAAGUUGCUGAUAAGCAUUUGUUAAAAUGGGAAACAGAUGUCAGACAGAAACAUUUAACUAUUAAACAUGGGACUUCGGAAUUUAGCCUAAAUCAAGAUUGUUUAGAUAAAUAUUUUAUUAUUCUAAGCAACCAAUCUGAAAAAUAUAAAAUCAUUUUGCCUCUCAAAACAUCACCUCGAUGUUAUGAUUCUCCUCAACACCGACACAGUUCAUAUCGUCAAAGAAAACUUGAUUUCGGCAGCAUUGAUGGAGCAUGUUUGGCAAACAGUUCCGCGUUAUCCUUGAAGUUUCGCAGCCAAAAGUCAUUAGAAGAGUUUAAAGAAUUUUUGGUUACUGUACUAAAAUUAGAUCACCAUCAAGGAAAGAUCAAUUGCAAUCGAAUGUCGGCUCAAGCCUUGUUGUUCGAUCAAAACUUAUCAAACUUUUGGUCUAAUUAUGCUUUUCAAAUGCUCAUGACAUUAGGAUAUCGGAUUAAACAUCGACUAACAGCAGAUACUUUAGAAAAAAUAAAGUAUUUAUCAAAUUUAUCAUACGGUGAACAAUAUCCCAAUCACCGAUGUUAUUUAAAACUAACAGCUGUUUAUUAUCGAGCACGAUUCAACUGCUUCUUCGAUAUCAACGAAGAUUUUGACAAUAUCCAACCGUUGCCAUCAAGUGAGAUGUUGGAUAAAUGGGUGUAUGUUCCGCGAAUAUUUUUAACACCCUAUGGUAUAUAUCCUUUGCCAGUGAAACCGAUGCGAGGAAACCGCAUCUUGCGAGAAGAAGAACUAUUCGGUCCUGGUAGAAAUUUUUGUCGCGUUAUCAUUCGGGAUGUGGAUCUUGGACAGCCACAAGCAGACUUCAUGAAAAUUAAUCAACAAUGGGUUCAAGAUAUGAUAAUGGCAAACAAGAAUAUUCAGGUUGGUGAUCAAACAUUUGAAUUUCUACUAUGUUCAAAUAGUCAAUUGCGUGAUCGGAGUUUUUGGUUUCACUCUGAAUAUGAAGGCCGUCGGGCAACGGAUAUUCGAGAAUGGAUGGGUGAUUUUUCACGUGAAAAAUGCAUCGGAACACGUAUUGCCAGAAUGGCAUUGUCAUUAACUGGCACGACGCCAACUCUAAAGCUUUUACCUAAUCAGAUUGAAAAAAUCGACGAUAAAUUGGACGCUCAAAGUCGAAUUUUUACUGAUGGCGCUGGUAAAAUUUCUCCUAUGGCAUUAAAAGAAGCGUUUAUGAUUUACAAUUCAGAACUCCUCGAAGAUAACUAUAUGCCAUGUGUGAUUCAAGCUCGAUUAAAUGGUAUCAAAGGAGUAUUUGUUAUUGCUCCUGAUUUAAGUGAUAGGGGUAUAUUGAUUCAAUAUCGCCCAAGUCAAUAUAAAUUUAGCGUUGAUCACAACAUAUUAGAAAUUGUUAAACAUUCUAGCUCAGGAAUGGCAUUUCUGAAUCGUCAAGUAAUUGUACUACUUGAAAAUAUGGGAGUCAGCAAGCACAUUUUUGUAAAAUUGCAAAAUAAGGCACGGAUGAAAAUAUCCAUGUCUUUAUUGGCUAAUAAACAAGCUCAACAUACUCUUGAGCAACAUGUUCGAUGUUAUGAUUGGAAACGAAUACGUCAAGCAGGAACUCAACUAACUAGAGAACCGUUUGCGCGAUCAUUAUUACUUCUAUUAGCGCAAGAGCGACUCACGAAAUUAAGAGAAAAAUCGCAUGUUCAAAUUCCACUUACGGACGGACGAAUGUUGCUGGGUGUUGUGGAUGAAACAAUGUCGCUUCAAUACGGUCAAGUAUUUAUACAACUUCGUGAUCUUAAUGGUCAAAGUGAAAUUCUAAAAGAUCGCAACAUCUUGAUCACCAAAAAUCCAGCACAUUUUCCUGGUGAUAUCCGGAAAUUAGUUGCUAUCGAUUGUCCACCUCUUCAUCAUCUCUACGACUGUGUUGUCUUUCCUGCUCAAGGAGUACGUCCUCAUCCAAAUGAAAUCAGUGGUAGUGAUAUCGAUGGUGAUGAAUAUUGGGUAUGUUGGAAUGAGGAUCUUGUCAAUCAUGCAACUUUACAACACGAACCGGCAACAUUUGAUUCAGCAGAGAAAGUGAAACAUAAUGGUGAAAUCACAAUAAGGGAGAUUGCUGAUUUCCUGUUCAAAUAUUUAAGUUCAGACUCUUUGGGUGCUUUAUCAAAUCGGCAUCUUGCUUGUUGUGCCAUAAAUGGACCCGGUGAUGACAAAUCAUGCCGCUUAGCAAAGAUUAUUUCUGAGGCAGUGGACUUUCCAAAAACUGGAGUACUUCCAGAAUGUCCUAAAGAUCUGAACUUUAAAUCUUAUCCAGAUUUCAUGGAGAAUAAGUUUAAAGACUCAUUCAUAUCCGAUUCAAGUAUUGGAAUUAUGUUUCGACAAGUCAAAGAAGUCUGCGGAAUUCAUGAAAAAUGGCAAGAUGAAAAUGAUGAUGAGAAGAUUGAUGUCAAUAGAGCUUUUCUGGUUAAAAGCUUUAAAAAAUAUAUUACUCAAUCUGAAGAAGAUUAUAAAUAUUAUUCUUCGCGAAUUAAUGCCAUACUAUCGAGUUACGAUUUAAAAAAUGAAUACGAACUAAUUACAGGAUGUCAUUCAUGCGUGCAGGAAGAGAGACAAAACAAUGACUCAAUUGAAACAGCAGCAUUAGAAUUUCGUCAAUUGAUGAAAGAAAUGAGAACUCGUUUCGAUGAUGGUCAAUUGAAUUAUAGAGAAAAGCUGAGUAAAACUAGUGCAUGGUAUUAUGUGGCUUAUAAAGCAGGUACUAUUCUCAGCUUUGGCUGGAUUAUGGAUCGCUUCAUGAGUGUAAUUCUCGCAGCAAAAAAAAUAGUUCAAGAAGAACAUCAAGCCUUGAUGCGUAUUGGUGAAGCGAUAUGCGCAGUAGGUUUAGAGAAUGAUAUUAAGAAACUGGCUGAUUUAUGUCAGGUGGAAAAUGCCGAACACGAGAAUCAAUCGGAAACAGCAAAAUUAGGCUUUCAAGUGUUAGAAAUUAUUGAAAAACUCAGUCAGUCCGUGGAUAGACAACCAACUGCUCAUCUUCUUUUAACCAUCUUACAUGAAGCUGCAUUAAAAAUUUAA